This is a messenger RNA of Candoia aspera, 2237 nucleotides long. RefSeq names its product solute carrier family 38 member 9 (gene SLC38A9). The record is from RefSeq and is a predicted model, not a curated record. Gene Ontology annotation, molecular function: L-amino acid transmembrane transporter activity. Bases 143 to 1819 code for a protein of 558 amino acids. Gene Ontology annotation, biological process: amino acid transmembrane transport. The transcript is spliced from 15 exons. NCBI's taxonomy places the organism in Eukaryota, Metazoa, Chordata, Lepidosauria, Squamata, Candoiidae.
UACGCUGUACUGCAUCUGUUCUGGAAUGUGGAUGACUGUUUAUAGUCUGCCACUUCUCUUUUAAAAGCUGCUGUUUAUAUUUCAAAUCUCUUUUAAUCGUAAGUUAAAAUAAACAUAGUAGGUGCGAAAUCAUUCUUCUCUAAUGGAGGAAGAUGCUACACCUCUUCUAAUUCCUGUGGGAGGUGAUGAAAAUGAUCUCGGAGUCCUUAAUAUUCAGAUUAACCCAGAAGACCUGAAGGGCAAAAGGCCAUUCCACAUAGAACCGACAAAUAUCGUUAGUGUGAACGAUGAUAUACAGAGAGUAACAGACGAAGCUUCAGCAAUGAACAAGCGGAUUCACUACUACAACAGGCUCACUUCGCCUUCUGACAGAGCACUGGUAGCACCUGAUCAUGUUCUUCCUGCUCCAGAAGAAAUCUAUGUGUACAGUCCUUUGGGAACUGCUUGCAAAAUUGGCAGCUAUACUGAUGGUUCUGGCAAAAAUUCCAGUAUAAUAACAAUAUUCAUGAUCUGGAAUACAAUGAUGGGCACAUCUAUAUUGAGUAUUCCCUGGGGAAUAAAACAGGCUGGAUUUACUACUGGAAUCUGUAUUAUUCUGCUGAUGGGCGUAUUGACUCUUUAUUGUUGCUACAGAGUUGUGAAAUCCAGGUCAAUGAUACCUUCAGUAGAUACCUCAACUUGGGAAUUCCCAGAUGUUUGUAAAUAUUAUUUUGGAUCUUUUGGUCAGUGGUCUAGCCUUUUAUUUUCAUUGGUGUCACUUAUUGGAGCCAUGGUGGUUUACUGGGUGCUCAUGUCCAAUUUCCUUUUCAACACUGGAAAGUGUAUUUAUAAUUAUAUUCAUGAUAUUAAUGUAACAGACAUUGUUCCUGGUACAAAUGGAAGCAAUAGAGUAAUAUGUCCAAGUGACACUAGCCAUGAAGUACCAGGAAAUGAAACUUCGGAAUUUUCUUCUACCAGUGCUGCUGGAUUUGAGGAAUUUGAAAAGUGGUGGGUCAAAUCCAAAACUGUCCCAUUUUACUUGACCAUCAUUCUUCUGCUGUUGAAUUUUAAGUCUCCAUCUUUCUUUGCCAAAUUUAACAUGUUAGGUACUGUCUCUGUCAUUUAUUUAGUUAUUCUUGUUACUGUGAAAGCUGCACUUCUGGGAUUCCAUUUAGAAUUUGAUUCGUCUGCAACAAAUAUAUAUUUUGUACCAGAGUUCAGGAUCUUUUUUCCUCAGCUUACAGGGGUGCUGACCCUGGCUUUCUUUCUCCAUAAUUGUGUAAUUACGCUACUUAAGAAUAACAAGAACCAAGAAAACAAUGUCAGAGAUCUUUCAAUUGCCUACUUUUUAGUAGGUUUAACAUAUCUCUAUGUUGGGGUGCUAAUCUUCGCUGCUUUUCCAUCUCCACCAUUGAGCAAAGAUUGUAUAGAACAGAAUUUUUUAGAUAAUUUCCCCAGUAAUGACAUCAUGUCAUUUCUUGCAAGAAUAUUCCUGCUGUUCCAGAUGAUGACUGUGUACCCGCUGCUUGGCUACUUGGCACGAGUUCAGUUUUUAGGACAUGUCUUUGGAAAUGUUUAUCCAAGUUUUUUCCAUGUGCUGGUUUUGAACAUCGUCAUAGUAGGAACUGGAGUUGUGGUGGCCAGAUUCUAUCCAAAUAUAGGGGGAAUCAUAAGAUAUUCUGGAGCAACUUGUGGCCUGGCCUUUGUAUUUGUGUACCCAUCCAUCAUCUAUAUCAUCUCCUUGCAUCGGGAAAAUCAGCUGACAUGGUUUGCACUACUCAGCCAUCUUUUGAUAAUUCUUCUAGGAAUGGUAAAUCUGAUGGCACAGUUUUUAAUUUGAAGAUCAGUCCUAAAUUAGACUUUUUCCUUUGCAAGAGGUGCAGGAAGUACCAAAAAGUUAUCUUGAACUCUUAUUAUAAAAGUCAUGCAGCAGUAGAUCCGUAGACUGCCGUUCUUCAGUCUUAGCUUGUUCCAGAGAAAAACUGGCCUUUAAAAAAACAACAGCAACAAACAACCUUUUAAAAAAAAAUGGAGGCUGCAUUUUGGAACACGAAGCCCCAAAGCAAAUGGAAGAAGCUGAGUGAUUUUCUGAUGCAACUUCAAGUAGAAAUGGAAGUUAUUUGGGAAUUAUUAAGCGCUUUUUAUAAUGGUAAUUUCUUUUUGUCUAUGUGGAAAAAGCCAUCUAAGAAAUGUUACAUAGAACAAACUGUCAUCUCUUGGGGAAUAAACAACGGACUUUAUUGAACUAGAAAAGAAAA